Molecule: messenger RNA, 2238 nt
Organism: Saccostrea cuccullata (small rock oyster)
Lineage: Eukaryota; Metazoa; Mollusca; Bivalvia; Ostreida; Ostreidae
Exons: 3
Coding region: 46-2238 (730 amino acids)
Source: RefSeq, a predicted model, not a curated record
UCAUUGUAAUUUCAGAGUGUUUAUUAAAAAAGAAGAACCCAAAGAAUGGCUUCUACGCCAGACCCUGGCGGCUGUUCCAGGUUUGCUAAACUAGGAAUGGCAAUAAACGAAGAACUGACCCAGGCCUGUAGAGAUGUCUUAGAAAUGGAGGUACCUCCUGGUCUUGUCUAUAGCAAAGUGAAAGCCUCAUCAAUUUAUAAGAAAAUACGUCCCGAGCAAGAACUUCGUCUCAUAGGCGCCAAAACAGAUGGUUAUAAAGAAUUUGAUAUUACUUUGUUAUAUACACUGAUAAGAAACAUUUGUACAACAAUUCCUCGUCCGACAAAAGGUUGGGGUGGGAACUCGAUGCCGUCUGUAGGAGAAACAACGAUUGGUGAUGAUGUUGAAAGGAUCAGGUUGAUAAGAAACAACAUGUUUGAACACAUAAGCUCGGCUUCUACCUCACAGUCAGAGUUCGAUGACACAUGGCAAAUAAUAACUAAUGUCUGCCAAAGACUGCAAACGUACACAAAGAAAGAUUAUAUGUCUGGCCUGAGUAAUAUUCAAAGUCAGGCCUUAGAAGAGGAAAAUGAAAAGGCCAUAAUUGAAAAUCUUGAAGCCAGUUACAAAAGUAUUACAGAUCUUAUGGAAAAGAUGUCUUCUUUGGAAUCACAUUUGUUAGGAAUUCCAGUAGUAGAUGAGAUUCUUAAUGCCUGGCGAGAAGAGAACAAGACUUUUGUUCCUACAAAAGCAAGUAGGAUUGUCGAAGAAAUGUUUAAAAGUCAUAACCUAGUCAUAGUGGUCGGAAAUUCUGGAUCUGGCAAAUCGGCGAUUAUUCAGCAUAUUGCACUCAAGCAUAAAUAUCAGGGCAGUAAUGUUAUACCAGUGGAUGAAGUAAGAGAAAUAAAAGAGAAAUUUUCAUAUUCAACCAAAAAUGAUACCCUUUUUGUAUUAAAUGAUCCUUUAGGUAAAGAAUCUUUAGAUGAAAUAUUGUAUACUUUAUGGAAAAAUUAUCAAAACACGAUAGAGACUUGCUUGAAGAAAGCCAAACUUCUUUUGCCCUGUAGAAGAUGUGUUCUUUAUGACAAGAGAGUGAAGGGUAUUUUGUUUGAGGAAUCCACCAUAGUAGAAAUUGACACCGAAACAAAUCGAUUGACAGAUGAAGAGAAAAGAUCAAUCCUCAAUCAAUACACACAGAAUCGAGACCUUUCUGAUGAAAUUGUUUCCGAAAUAAUCAAAACAGAAGCAUAUUUCCCAUUGCUUUGUAAGCUUUUUUCUAGGCCAGUUUACAAGGAAAAUGGGCUUGACUUCUUUAAAUCUCCGAAAAGGUUCAUUAAACAAGAAAUAGAUAUUUUCAAGAGAGUAGACAAGAAGAAAUUAUGUGCUCUUAUUUUAGUUGUAGCUUUUAACAACAAUCUAAAAAUAGAUACAAUUGUAAGGAAUGAUGAUUCUCAGGAGAAAUAUAAAGACAUUUUAGAAAUGUGUGAAUUACCAGAAAACACACAUAUUUCGAUUUUUCGCAGUACUCUCCAAGAACUUAAAGGAUCAUAUGUCAAACGUGUAGGAAAUUCUUUCCAAUUUCUUCACGACUUUAUUAUGGAGAUAACGACUCUUGAUUGUCCACAAGAAACAAUACAGUACGCAGAGAGUGGUUUUCUGAGACGUCGGGUGAAGAUAGAGGACGAUAGAGAAGAGGAAGAUCGCGAUCCCUUCACUGUUUACCUUCCUGAAGAGUACAUUGAUGAUCUCGUGGACAGGUUUAUCAUUGAUAUGCAAACAGAACAUAUUGUAGAUGUUCUAUUAAAUCCAUGUUUGAGAAAUAAAUGUGUGAUAAGAGAUUUUGAAGACAAAAUUGAAUUAUUAGAAAAUCUAUCAAACAUUCUCUCAGGUAUUAACGGGGUUUUAAGAGAUAUAUCAGAGUUUGGAAAACCGUUUAGUGAUUUCAGCAUAUCAAGACUAACUUUUCUUGACUGGAGAGUCUUCCAUAACUAUGAGAUUAUUCCAGAGUUAAUAAGACUCGGUGCAGACGUCAACAUGUUGAGUGCUGGUGAUGUUUGGACUCCGUUAAUUUUGGCAGCAGGGAAUGAUGACGAACAUUUAAGAGAAGCUGGAAAGAAAACAAAAGAAAGAGAAAGACGUAAUAAAACCAUUUCCUUUUUAUUGAACUAUGGCGCCAAAAUCAAUUUAUGUGGCGACGAUGGAAAACCUCCUCUGUGGAUUACUUGUCAAAAGGGAUAUACAAGCACAGUACAAGUGUAA